Molecule: messenger RNA, 873 nt
Organism: Chrysoperla carnea
Lineage: Eukaryota; Metazoa; Arthropoda; Insecta; Neuroptera; Chrysopidae
Gene: mRpL9
Product: 39S ribosomal protein L9, mitochondrial
Exons: 4
Coding region: 62-859 (265 amino acids)
Biological process (GO): translation
Cellular component (GO): mitochondrion; ribosome
Molecular function (GO): structural constituent of ribosome
Source: RefSeq, a predicted model, not a curated record
UAACCUAUAACAGUGACAGUGUAUGUAACCUCAAUCAAUUGAUUUGAAACACUUCUUCAUAAUGUGGAGAUCGGUAUCAAAACUUUUAUAUUCGUCAACAAAUACCAUUUUAAAAACGAAUACACUUGACUUACAAAUACAACCUUCUAGGAAUACAUUCAUUUUGAAAAGACGAUGGCCACCAGGUUUACAAAAGAAGAAUGGUCCAGCAAAAAAAUUACGUGGACGUAAUUUUGUAUACGAUUUAGUUGAAGACACAAAUGUACGAGCUCAACAGCUCAUGGAAGUGAUCUUGACUUCGUAUGUAGAAGGUCUAGGUGUGGCUGGUGAUGUUGUCCAAGUCAAGCCUAAUUAUGCGUAUAAUAAAUUGUUGUUACCAAAGUUAGGAGUUUAUAAAACACCAGAAAAUGAAGCCAAAUAUCUAAAGAAUCAAAUUCAAACCAACAUUCAACAUAGUUCACCGUACGCACCAAAAACUCAAAAAGCAUUGGAGUACAUGCUGUUACAUGUGACCAUGAAUAAAGACACAGCCUGGACCAUUGAACCGUGGCACAUCCGUGCCAGUUUCCGUAAAUCAGGCUAUCAUGUACCAGAACAUGCUAUCACUUUACCAGAGAAACCAAUCAAUGGACCGGAUCUAACCUUGGAAGGGAAAGAAUUCUAUGUAACUGUAACGAUAAAUAAGUUUGAGAAAGCACAAGUGAAAUGUAGACUGCACCAUUGGAGUACUGAGCCAAGUGAACGCUUACCAUUCAUUUAUGAAUUCUGGAAGAAACCUGCAGAAGCGAUCUUUGAAGAACAAACUCCAGUUUUAAAUAAAUUACAAACAAUGGUGCAACCUGAAACCAAUUCAAUUUAAACCAUUUUUAAAUU